AUGACAGCCUCUAAACCGAAAACGGCCUCCCAAUUUGUUAGUAAUAACGAUUCUUUAAGACGAACACAAAACAACACUAUGACAAAAAGACCAAGAGGACCGAUUAACAAGAGGGCCUGUCAACGUUGUAGAAGUGGCAAGAUAAAGUGUGAUGGAGACGCAGAACAUAACAAAAGCUGUUCAAACUGUGAUCCUGAAAGUUGUAUCUUCGAUACCUCACCUCGUAAGAAUAAACAAGUUGAGCAUCUGAAGCAGAGGCUGGGGCAUUUAGAAGAACAGCUCGAAAGUAUCGUUCAAGGUGUAAAUGAUCAAUUAACGAUACAAGAAUUAAAAAUCGAAAUCUUAAGUCUUUUAAUUGAUUUGAAAGAAUUGUUUGAUGGAUCAGAAAAUGUUUUCAGGGAAUUGAAAAAGCUUACCAUGCAAGGAAAUUGUGUUCAACAAUUAUUAAUAUUUAUUCGUGAACUUUUACAACGAAUAUCAAAAGAGCAAGAUCGAAUUCAUGAAAUUAUUGAUAGUUUACGAAAAGUAAUUCUGUGUGCGGAGGAAGUAAACAAAGAUCCUUCGAGUUUAUCGCAGCUUCAGGCAAUGCCUUUAAAUAUAGUUAAAAUGUGA
Molecule: messenger RNA, 612 nt
Organism: Diversispora eburnea
Lineage: Eukaryota; Fungi; Glomeromycota; Glomeromycetes; Diversisporales; Diversisporaceae
Source: the annotation of a GenBank genome assembly